Molecule: messenger RNA, 934 nt
Organism: Aspergillus heteromorphus CBS 117.55
Lineage: Eukaryota; Fungi; Ascomycota; Eurotiomycetes; Eurotiales; Aspergillaceae
Product: DUF4452 domain-containing protein
Exons: 2
Coding region: 1-612 (203 amino acids)
Source: RefSeq, a predicted model, not a curated record
AUGUCGACUUUUUUCUACGGUCACCAGCAACAGCACCAGCACCAGCACCAGCAACACCCGCACCAUGGCGCCGCCGCCCACAUGACGAACUCAAACAACCACCAUGGAGGUCGUUCUCGCCGAGGACCCAAGAUGGCCUCGCAAAAUGCCCAGCGCCAGUUCCGCGGUGUAAAGAGCAUGAGGGAGCUUGCCGAAGCCCCCGCCGUGACCGCUUUCCGUGCACGAUUUGAGGCCGGUCGGUCGUUCGAUCUCGACGACGAUCUGGAGUUCUGCCCUGGCCUCCUGACCGAGGACGAUUUGCACUCAAUCCACUCCGCCUCCUCGGAUCGGUCGUCGCUCUCCAGUGGAUCGCCAGACACGUCUCCUCUUCAGCACCAGAUCCAGCCUGUCCAGCAGGUGACGCCUUCCAUCUCUCUGUCGCCGGCGUCCUCCAACUCCUACGUGCACUCAGGGGUUACUGGUAACCUCAGUCACGUGAACUUCCAGCAGCCGUCCGCAGUUCGCACCCGCAAGGUCAUCCCGAUCGUCAACCCGAAUACCGGCAUGACGCUCACGAGCCCGCCCACGUCGAUCUCGCCGGCCUCGAUGCAGAACGUCCAGCGCCGAUGGUGAGAACCGCGAUCUGGCAGGUCGCCGUUCCAUCCGGCACCGGGCCUCUUCCGCUCAUGGCAUAUUCUCCACGUCUUCCGGCUUCUACAUCAUCGGGCUUCCUAACCGCGGGUCAUAAUUUUUAUUGCUUUGUUUUGCUUCUGUUCGACACGGCCAUCGCAUUCUUACGAUCUAACUGAAAUCCCCCUUUUACCUCUUUUUGGCUCGCGAGCGCAAAAUCAGCAAAGGAUAAACCAGUGAUUCUCUGUAUAUACACCUCUCCUCCGAUGACGACCUCGAACACUUAUACCUAGACGAUGCUUUCGGCUUCCUGCGAGCGACGGCG